Danio aesculapii is the source of this 3424-nucleotide messenger RNA. RefSeq lists its product as uncharacterized. Lineage: Eukaryota; Metazoa; Chordata; Actinopteri; Cypriniformes; Danionidae. The transcript has 13 exons. The record is from RefSeq and is a predicted model, not a curated record. Gene Ontology annotation, molecular function: protein binding. The coding region runs from base 100 to 3342 and encodes 1080 amino acids.
GUAGUGUCAUACAAUCAAGAUUUAAGUAAUAUUCACUGAGCUUUUGAUUAUUUGCUUUUUAACUCUACUUUUCAGAAUGUAAAUACAUAACUGGAUGCAAUGUCUAAACGGAAGAGAAUUAGUCCUAUGGAGGAUGCCACUACACACAUUCUGUCUGGCAAAGACAAGCCAUGCUUUGAGGAGAGAUUCAUUAACUCUCAUAAAGGUAGAGGUGUGUUUGCUAGCAUGUCCAUUGACAAAGGAUGCUUCAUUCUUGAAUACCGUGGAAAGUUAAUUUCCCAAGAGGAGAGCCAAAUAAGACAGAAUAAAUACAGUGAAACAGAAAAUACCUUCUUAUUUGACUUUGAUUGGGACGGAAAACAGUGGUGCAUUGAUGCCUCAAAAGAAGAUGGUUCACUUGGGAGAUUAGUGAAUGACGAUUACAAGUCUCCUAACUGUAAAAUUAAAAAAAUAGGUGUUGGAGGCAAACCACAUCUGUGUUUGUUUUCAAUUAAGGACAUAGCUUCUGGUGAAGAAAUAACAUACAACUAUGGAGAUUCAAAAUGGCCAUGGCGUACUCUGAUCAACCGAGCAGACUCUUGCAGUGAUGAGAACACGCCAUCAGAAGAGGCCGCAUGCUUUCCUACCAAAAUCAACAAGAAGUCAACUGAACAGAUCAACCGAGCAGACUCUUGCAGUGAUGAGAACACGCCAUCAGAAGAGGCCGCAUGCUUUCCUACCAAAAUCAACAAGAAGUCAACUGAACAGAUCAACCGAGCAGACUCUUGCAGUGAUGAGAACACGCCAUCAGAAGAGGCCGCAUGCUUUCCUACCAAAAUCAACAAGAAGUCAACUGAACAGAUCAACCGAGCAGACUCUUGCAGUGAUGAGAACACGCCAUCAGAAGAGGCCGCAUGCUUUCCUACCAAAAUCAACAAGAAGUCAACUGAACAGAUCAACCGAGCAGACUCUUGCAGUGAUGAGAACACGCCAUCAGAAGAGGCCGCAUGCUUUCCUACCAAAAUCAACAAGAAGUCAACUGAACAGCUACACAGGUUUGCUGCCCGGAUAAACCGACUGAGAGAACAUCAUAACAGACAUGCUGAACGCUUUGAAAAGCUGUCUGAAGCACUUGUAAUUGAAGGACGGGUGCCUGAUAGCUCAGCGAAUGAUGAAUCUGAGAUAUCUUGUGAGGAAUCCUGUUCUGACUACAGUGACAAGGAUUAUGUCCCUGAUUCAGACAGUAGCUCAUCAGACAGCAGUUGUAGAAGUGAAGAGCUUUAUAAUUUGCAUGCUAAGCCACUGAAGGGAGGUGUUGUGGGGUUUCAGAGUACAACAGACAGGAGUGCAACAGACAGGAGUGCAGCAGACAGGAGUGCAAGCGCAUUAAAUAACCGCUCCACAUCUGUGACCCCGAUGCCUACUGACCUGCAAAUAAACAGAUACAAGAAGAAACAAUAUUGUGUUUAUUGUCAGAAGCCAUUCUCUAAAAUCGCACGACACUUGGAGUUUGUUCAUCACAAUGAACUGGAGGUAGCUAAGGCAUUCAGCUUUGACAAAAAGUCAAAGGAAAGAAGAGCGAGAUUACACCUUUUGAAAAGCAGAGGGAAUUUUGCCCAUAAUGCUGCAGUUUCAAAAGCUGGAAUUGGGGAAAUGGUUGCUUGCCGGCGGCCCAAAGAAGAAAAAUCUACCUCUGACUUCAGUCACUGUAUCCACUGUCAAGGUCUGUACAACAGAAAGACCCUAUGGAGACACAUGCGAACAUGCCCCCAGAACCCCACAAAUGAAAAACACACAGUUGGACAGAGGAGAGUUCAGUCACUCAUCAGCUUGAGCCUUCCUCCACCAGCGGAUGUUAGCAAAAGCGUAUGGACCAUUGCUUGUGAGAUGGUGAAUGAUGAAGUUUCAGAUGUUGUAAAAAAAAAUAGAUACAUUCUUCUUUUAGGGGAGCAGAUGUACAACAGGCUGAAGUCACAUUCAGGAAGAAAUAACUAUGUUAAACAAAAAAUGAGGGAAGUAGCAAGGUUUCUCAUCACUGCCAGAUCACUGACACCCAUUCAUAAUAUAGAGGACUUCAUCCAACCCUGCAAUUUUUCUCAUGUUAUAAAAGCAGUAAGAGCAGUCGCUGGAUUCAGUGAGGAGACAAACACCUACAAGAUACCAUCACUGGCACUGAAGCUUGGACACAGCUUGGUGAAGAUUGCCAACUCGGUGGAAUGCAAUGCACUGAUGUCAGGACGCGAAGCCGUUGCAGAGUGUGCACGAAAUUUCAGACGUUUGUAUGAAAGCAAGUGGAAUGAUGUAGUGUCUGCAGCUGCACUGACUACUCUGGGUGAAGCUAAAUGGAAUAAGCCACAAGUCCUGCCAUUUACAGAGGAUGUCAGAACACUGCACACAUUUCUAUACUCAAAACAGCAAGAGUUUGUGAACGCCCUACAAGAAAAACCUACUAGCAAAAACUUUGCCAAUCUUUGCAAAGUAAUGCUGACACAGAUCAUCAUUUUUAACAGAAGAAGAGAGGGUGAAGUGUCCAAGAUGGAAAUCCAGUCUUACACGUCUAGAGACCAAACACCAAUGCACAAAGAUAUCGCAGCUGGGCUCAGUGACUUUGAGAAAAAGCUUUGUGGUUAUUUUCAAAGAGUGGAAAUACGUGGUAAGAGAGGGAGAAAAGUACCAGUGUUGCUGACCCCUGAUAUGGUUGUGGCUGUGGAUUUCCUUAUAAGAAUGAGAGAAAGGUGUCAAGUUCCUGUUGAAAACAAGCAUUUAUUUGCUCGUCCAGGUGCUCUGUCUCACUAUCGGGGUGCAGACUGCAUUCGCCUGUAUGCCAAAGAAAGUGGAGCAAAGCAUCCAGAAGCCCUUUGCUCAACAAAGCUACGUAAGCAAGUUGCCACGUUGUCCACAGUAUUAAACCUUAAAGACAAUGAGAUGGAUCAAUUAGCCAACUUCCUUGGCCAUGAUAUUAGAGUUCAUCGGGAGUUCUACCGCCUCCCUGAAAGCACUUUACAGCUUGCAAAGAUUAGCAAAGUCUUAAUUGCUAUGGAAAAAGGGAGACUGCCCGAACUCCAGGGCAAAGGAUUAGAUGGCAUAACAAUAGAUCCUCAAGAUGAAAUGGAUGUCUCCAGCAACAGUUCCAGUGAUGAGGCAGAACUGCAAACUUCAAGUUGCAGAAGUCAAGAGAAUGAGGAUCAUAUGAAUGCAGGCAACCUGCAAGACGAGGGACCUCAAGAUGAGGGACUCGAGGUGUCUUCAAAGAAAAAGGCAAAAAUGGGCUCCCAGAAAGCACAUGUGGGUAGACCUAAAUCCCCCUCCAUUGUAGACUUGGAUGUUGCCCAUCUCAAACCAGGUAACUGUUUGAGAUUAUGAGAUUAGACUUAAUCUUUACCAUAGUCCCAAUAUGUAGGUGGGAUUAAGACAUCAGUGUGUGUGUGUGUAGUUCAGGCCUAUU